CUUACAUUGAAAGUUCAAACAGGAAGUAGUAUUAUUUCAUUUGUCGGGCUUGAUUUCGCUGGAGUGAGCAGCGUGUGUUAAAAGCCUUCCCCGUCUCUGCCUCGUCUGGAGGACAGAAACACAACACUCCUCUUUUCUGCGCUUGCUGCUUGCGCACAUUUAAAGACAUUUAAUGCCCAGACAUCACCGGAACUAAUAACAAAUAGAAGAUACAGACACAGACACAAACACAAGACGGAUGGAGGAUUCUCCAUUCAAGCCGUCAGUGGCUGAACUGGCCGGCAGGUUCAAAGGUCAUAUUCUACCACUGCCUAGCGCACAUGACAAGUUACCAUUUCGAAGGAAGCCCCCGUGUUCGCUGCAGUUUCCCAACCAGAAAAACGAUGCAGACGAAUCAGAUAAAAACACGGUCUCUACCAGUCCUGUUCAAAUUGGGAUGAGGAGCUCAUCCAUCAUUGAGAGACUUCAGGCCAACCUCGCUUUGUCACCCACCACCUUGCUGCCUUCACCGAAGAGCGCCGCAGAUGUGAACCGACAGCCUGAAUCGCCAUCGCCGCCCUCCACUACGAGCCCCACCUGGGGCCCCCGGAGCCCCACCCUGCAACCUGUGCAGGUGUCCGUCGAGGAGGAGGAGCCUGUCAACUUUGACAGCCCUCCCGAAGGCACCCCUCUGCCCAGCUUCAACAAGACUCGAGCUCGGCUGUCGUUCAAGAGGCGCCCGCCCACGAGACAACACAGGAGGUCGGCCGGAGAGGAGGCGGGGCUACUUGGGAGCAACCUGUCGCCAUGUGAACUGCAACCGCCUGAGGCCAAUGGGGACCGCGUUUUUGAGUGCACACAGGAGGAGGAUGAUGAGCACCACCACAUGGUUAAAGAAGGUGAGGAAGAAGAGGAAGAGGAGGAGGAGGAGGACUGUGAGGAGCAAGCAAAUGCCCUCCCAGAGGGUGAGGUGGAGGUUCCGGGGGAAGAAGAGUGGCCUUUGGAGUUGGACCCCGCCCAGUCUACAGAGAACAACUUCCACACGAGUGAAGGAGACCCUGCACUGCUGCACUGAUCACCUGUCAGGAUGUUGAACAGUAAAUAUCACCAAAAAGACGCACAUAUUUUAAAUAUUUUAACUGCUUCUGAACAAGUGCAGAAUGUCCUGCAAAGCCUGCUCUGUCGCCCUCUGCUGGCCGUUUAUCGACUGUUCAUAAAUAAACAGUGCUUAUGAUUUUUA
Molecule: messenger RNA, 1219 nt
Organism: Dunckerocampus dactyliophorus (ringed pipefish)
Lineage: Eukaryota; Metazoa; Chordata; Actinopteri; Syngnathiformes; Syngnathidae
Exons: 6
Coding region: 239-1054 (271 amino acids)
Source: RefSeq, a predicted model, not a curated record